GAGCUUUAGUUGCAUCAUUCUCGGUGUCUCUCAUUUCGAAUUAGUCAAUUUUUCGUUUGGGUUUAUCACGCAUUUUAUUUCCGUCCGCCUUUUAUUUUGCUGUGUUGGACUUUUUGGCCGUUGGUAACUACAAUUUUUGUCUAUUUCUUUUCAGGUGGUUGUAGUCUGUCCCGUGAGAAGAGGAGCCUUAAUAUUUAUAGCAGAAGGAGAAUUCUGAAGUGUGCUCUCUAGUUUUGCUUUCGUAAAUAUGGCCGACGAUGAUUCGGGACAGCCUAAGAACCGCCACUUGCCCCAGUCGAAUGCGGACGAGAAGAACGGCGAUAUUGCAAAUCCUAUCAAGGAACAGCAACCAACUGUGGGUGCAAGGCUUACUCAAGGGCGAACAGGUGGGCUUGGUGUGGGUCAUUUGGGAGUGAAGAUGCUAAGAUCCGGAGAGAAUCCUACGAAGGACGAUGAUGGCGACGACGACGACGACGACGACGCAGACGACGACGAAAUAGAAGGAGCGGCUGAUGAAUUGCCUGGCGAUGAAGCAGAUAUACACGAUGGUCUGCGUACUCAUUUUCCUCUUUCGUUCGGGAAGCAAGAAGCAAAAGCCGUACCGCUGGAGUCCAUUCAUUCGAAGACCAAGCGCGGGGAGGUCGUUGCUGAGCGUUUGCUCUUGAAAUCUGCAAACAAAUUGAAAAGUGAGGCUUCACGAAGAUCUGGCCAAAUCCAGUUUGCAUCUGCAGGGAGUCAAUUCUAUGGACCUCCGCGACCUCCGGCAGCUAGGGCUGAUGAAGACAUUGUGGGACCUCCUCGUCCGGAGACAAUCGUGAAUGAUGAAGACGUGGUUGGACCUCCCCGACCUCCAGCUACAGUUGAGGAUGAAGACAUAGUAGGACCACCACAUAGGCCGGGGACAAGUAGCACUGAGGAUGAAGACGGUGGUGAGGACGAGGCAGAUGAAGACGACGAUGAGUAUCGCUUUCCUCUCAGUAAUGAGAUCGUACUCAAAGGCCACACCAAGGUGGUGACAGCUAUUGCAGUGGAUCCAACAGGGUCGAGGGUUCUGACUGGAGGCUACGAUUACUCUGUAAGGAUGUAUGAUUUUCAAGGGAUGAAUGCCCAGCUUCGCUCCUUCCGUCAGAUCGAACCCAGUGAAGGUCAUCAGCUUCGUGCUCUCAGCUGGUCUCCCACAGCAGAUCAGUUUAUUGCUGUAACCGGUUCUGCAACAGCGAAAAUAUAUGACAGAGAUGGGUUUACACAAGGAGAAUUUGUAAAGGGAGAUAUGUAUAUACGGGAUCUAAAGAAUACCAAAGGUCACAUUUCUGGCCUUACUGGUGGGCACUGGCAUCCAAAAGAACGUCAAACUGCGCUUACUUCAUCUGAGGAUGGAUCAUUAAGAAUCUGGGAUGUGACAAACUUCAAAACUCAAAAACAGGUCGUAAAGCCAAAGCUUGCAAGACCAGGGAGAGUUUCAGUCACAGCUUGCGCGUGGGGCCUGAAUGGCAACUGUGUGGCGGGUGGUCUUGCUGAUGGAUCUAUUCAGAUUUGGAAUGUAAAAGCUGGUUGGGGGAGCCGCCCCGACAUUUAUAUUAGCAACGCCCAUGAAAAUGGCGAUGAUGUUACAAGUCUCUGUUUUUCUGGAGAUGGGAAUACCCUUCUUUCUCGUAGCACAGAUUCUACUGUUAAGGUGUGGGAUGUGCGAAAACCGAAGGCACCAUUAAAGACUUUUGGUGAUUUGCCGAACUCAUACGCUCAAACUACCGUCUCCUUCAGCCCUGAUGAGCGUCUGAUUAUGACUGGGACAUCAACUGAAAAAGAAGGAAACAAAGGAGGAUUGCUCGUCUUCUUCGAUAGGCAGCGAUUGGAGUUUGUUAGGAGAGUCGGCGUUUCUGCCGAUCAAAGCGUAGUAUGCUCUCUUUGGCACCCCAAACUUAACCAGAUUUUUGCAACAACAGGAGAUAAAAAGCGAGGUGGAACCCAUGUAUUGUACGACCCAGCUAUUAGCGAGAAGGGGGCUCUAGUUUGUGUUGCUCGUGCUCCUCGUAAGAAAUCCAUUGAAGACAUGGAGGCAAAGCCUGUGGUACAUAAUCCACACGCAUUGCCUCUCUUCAGAGAUGCUCCCAGCAGAAAGAGAGCCCGUGAGAAAGCUCGUAAUGAUCCCAUCAAGUCCAAGAGACCAGAUUUGCCGAUGAGUGGACCUGGAUUUGGUGGUCGUGUUGGUACAACCAAGGGCAGCUUACUUACACAAUAUCUCAUGCGGGAAGGAGGCAUGAUAAAAGAGACGUGGAUGGACGAGGACCCACGCGAAGCAAUCUUGAAACAUGCAGAUGCAGCUGCCAAGGAUCCCACAUUUUUUGGACCUGCAUAUGCUGAAACCCAGCCCCAAACUAUAUUCCAUGAGUCCGAUGAGGAGGAAGAGGAUGGUAAGUAAUUCGAAGGCAUAGUGCUUUUCUUUGAAAUAGUAAAAUGCAAAGUUAUCGGUAGUAAAUUACAAGCUGGAGUAUCGGCUUAAACAAUGAACCAAGAGCAUAAAUCUUGUGUAUGUGGUAACAAUUAUCUCAGAUAUCAUAUGGUUCUGAACUUUUAAGCAGUUAUCCAAUACAGCUGAAUGAAAGUUGAAUGAGUAAA
Physcomitrium patens is the source of this 2616-nucleotide messenger RNA. RefSeq lists its product as uncharacterized. Gene Ontology annotation, cellular component: site of double-strand break; nucleus. The record is from RefSeq and is a predicted model, not a curated record. NCBI's taxonomy places the organism in Eukaryota, Viridiplantae, Streptophyta, Bryopsida, Funariales, Funariaceae. Gene Ontology annotation, molecular function: protein binding.